Molecule: messenger RNA, 1386 nt
Organism: Puccinia triticina
Lineage: Eukaryota; Fungi; Basidiomycota; Pucciniomycetes; Pucciniales; Pucciniaceae
Exons: 1
Coding region: 1-1386 (461 amino acids)
Source: RefSeq, a predicted model, not a curated record
AUGUAUCUUAUCGACCCACUGCCCACUGAGUCUUCACCUCAGGCUCCGAGGAACGGAACUGAUCCGGGAAAAGCCGUGACUGACUCCCAAAGCAAGGUAUAUAUAGAGGGGGGUGUGGAAGGGGUUCCUGCUUGCCCCAGUCUACAUCUAGAAUUUACUAGGAAAUCUUCCAGCAUGGUUCCGCGACAAAGCCUAAACUCUUAUAACAAACGCACGACAUCUUGUAUCGUUCAGUUCUGGAUGGUCAUCUGGCUCACAUGCUUCGUAUUUCUGGAGAAUGUCCAAUGCGAUUUCAAUCGGGGCUUGGCGUCUAUCCACGGGUUUGAUUACAAUCCCGAGCUCACCUGGCCGUCGCCGGCGCUGGAGCUAGAGGAUGAAGCACGCCCGGCAGGAAACAGGCGGCUGGCGACCGGGGGACGCGACAGGCCAGCGGGGACGAGCGCGCGACGCUCCCGGGCUGGGAAGGAGGCUGCUCCUCGGUUCAAGAUCAUCAACUCUGCGAUGCCGGCGAAACCCGAGAACUGGAUGGUCUUUGCAGCGGUCCGAAGUUUGCAACUAACCAACGGGAAGCUAUUGAUUGGUGGGAAAGAGCAGGAGAACGAAUACCGGAUGUUGAGGAUCGAGGAGCAACAGAUCCAGCUCUUCCUCGGCGAAGAUGUACACCGAGUGAGAAGCACGAGCGACUCGAGUGAUCGGCCUAGGAUCGGCAGGUCCAGGCCAGCCGGCACGCCCUCGGCAGAAUUUACGACCGCGCAAGUACACCGAAGGCGAGAUGCUCGGAGGAAGAUCGAUCAGCAAGCUACGCAGCUACCAGAAUUCAAGGAGGUCUACACCGAUCGAGUGCUCCUGGGGUUCGCAGAGACACUCAAGCUGCUUAGAACGAGACUUCGAACUCGGAUUGAGUACUUGCAAGCAUGGGGGACCCUGGGAUACUUGACGCUCGACUUGGAAGGUAUUCUGGCCCAGUUACCUCUCUACCUGUUCUACGUCGAUCUGAUCAACACGGUCAUUCCGGCUCCGGGGGUGGCGGCGAGCGGCGAAGCGGCGGUUAUUGAGUUCGUGGAGUCGCAGAGAAGCCUAGCGGGGAAGAUGUUCCUUGACUACGUCGAGGGGGUUCUCGAGAAUCAUUACUUGGACCCGGAGGCGGCGGUCUUGGGGAAGCUAGGCGGGUUGAAUCUCGUGGAUGUGGACGCGCAAUCGAAGUUCGGCUGGCGGCUCGUGACCAGAUGGAUGGAGACUUGGCGAGCCUCUCUGGCGGCUGCGGCGAGGGAGCAUUCGCCCAACGAGGAGACGCACCUUUCGAAGCUCUUCAAGCAGCUGUUCAACGAGAUUGUGACGGGGUAUGUGGAAAGUCUUGUGGCCGCCCGCAACAGACCAGCCAGUUGA